GGCCUGGCAGAAAUUGUUUCCGGGCAAACACAAUUGAGAGCAGCGUUGACUUUAGAGCAAUUGAAACCAUUUUUCGAUUUGUUUGCUGAACCUGCAGAAACAUGACUGUUUCCUAUACCGCUGAGGUGGCUACCUGCCAGCGUUGUGGCUGCUUCUGGAAACUCUUAGCCAGAUGGCGUGCAAGUAUCUACAAAAUAAUCUGGUUUGAUCUUUUGGUAUUUCUCUUCUGUUUCUAUGCCAUGGCAUUGCUGUAUCGCGUGAUACUCAACGAAAACGAUAAGCAUUUCUUUGAGGAAAUCGUUCGCUAUUGCCGCAAUCAUGGCGGUUUGAUACCGCUCUCCUUUGUGCUUGGCUUUUAUGUGGCCAUCAUUGUGGAGCGAUGGUGGAGUCAAUAUAUUUCCGUACCCUGGCCUGAUCCCUUGGCCGUGUAUGUGAGCACCUUGGUGCGUGGCCUAGAUGAGCAUGGACGUCUUAUGCGUCGCACAAUCAUGCGUUAUGUUUGUCUCUCGCUAACGAUGGUGUUGACCAUGAUUUCGCCCGGUAUUAAACGUCGUUUUCCUACCUAUGACUUUCUCAUUGAGGCGGGAUUACUCAACAAGAAUGAAGCGAACAUUAUUGCGGCCAUGGAUGAAAAGUUCCCCGGACAUUUUAAGUACUGGAUGCCAAUAAUGUGGGCUUCCAGUAUUAUGACGAGAGCUCGAAGAGAGGGACGCAUCUGGGAUGAUUUCUCGCUCAAAUCGAUGAUUGAUGAAUUGAACAAGUUUCGAUCGGGUUGCAAUAUGCUCAUCCACUACGAUAUGAUCAGUGUGCCGUUAGUUUACACGCAGGUGGUCACACUGGCAGUGUAUACGUAUUUCCUGGCCGCCAUCUUUGGGCAUCAAUACAUUUACUCGAGUGAUGCCACGUUUAAUAAUAUUAUCAACUAUUAUUUCCCUGUGUUUAGCACACUGGAGUUCUUCUUCUUCAUGGGUUGGCUUAAAGUUGCGGAGACUUUAAUUUGCCCGUUUGGCGAUGAUGAUGAUGACUUUGAUCUCAACUGGGCAAUCGAUCGCAAUUUGCAAGUGAGUUAUUUAAUUGUGGACGAAAUGCACAACGAUCACCCGACGCUGGUGAAGGAUCAGUACUGGGACGAAGUCUUCCCCAAUGAGCUGCCCUAUGCCGAUGAGUCGCAACGUCAUGCACCGCCUGAACCUUCCACUGCCAAAUUGGACAUAUCCAAAAUUACUUCUUCGCACAUACCAAAGAUACAUUCAGCAACAAGCACCGAAGAACUUGAUUUUACCAAUUUCGAUGGCGAAGACGAUUUCAUCUAUGACAAUGAGCUGCGCAUUCGAUUUGCCUCACGUCGCUUCAACAUCCAUCGCAGCUCCUCUUCCCUUGCGUUUGCUGAGCCCUUUCCUCUGACAUCCCUUGAUAGUCGCAUAGAAGAAGCAGAUGAAGAUGAAGCCGAGGAGGAACAUCUGGCGAGUCAUCGCACUAGCAAAGACGAUUUUGAUCGCCUGAAAGAAGAACGCGAGCGUGAACGACAUGCCAGACAGCUGCAACAGGCUGCUAUGGCACUCGAUCUUAUCAAGGAGGAGCUGCAAUAUCCCUCGGGUGGCACCUCAUCCAACCAUCCGCAGCAGACUUCUUCAAGACCUCUGCAAGAGGAAGGCGAUCCUCCGGGCUCAGAGCACAAACGACAAAGCGAUCAGAGUUCACGUGAUCCAGAUAAACCGAAGGAAUAAUCGUAAUUCUCUUAUAGAUCAUGAAAAUCGAAAAUUAUUAUACUUUAUUAUAACUAUUAUUUUAAAUAA
Molecule: messenger RNA, 1796 nt
Organism: Drosophila sulfurigaster albostrigata
Lineage: Eukaryota; Metazoa; Arthropoda; Insecta; Diptera; Drosophilidae
Product: bestrophin-4
Exons: 3
Coding region: 102-1727 (541 amino acids)
Molecular function (GO): chloride channel activity
Source: RefSeq, a predicted model, not a curated record